CUCUUAAGAGGUAAAAAUGGAAAAAAUAAAAAGGAGAAGAAGAAGAUCCACCGAUUGAAGUUUACCGUAAAUUGGAAAAAUGGCUUACUCCAAUCGAUCUGUUGUUGCUUUCCGUUUUUCAAAAGCUUUGUUUGAACAAUGCCAUGGCGCUGCCGCUGCCGCUGCUGCUGUUCCUCCCUUCUCCCCCGCUCCCGCCGUUUCUAUUUCUUAUAAGGUUGAUACAAGCGAGGAAAGGGACGUGACAGGAGCAAAAGCGGAAGAGCUGAUAGCAGAGAUGGUCAAAGAUGGAAAGGUGAGAAGUACAGUGGAGGUGGCUUAUGAUGCAACGAAAGGGACGGCGGAGAAGGUGAAGGACACCGUAAUUGCAGAGGCAAACGAAAAUGUAGUGGACACUACUGAGUACAGAAGCAUGGAGAAUAUGGAUGAUCAGAAGCAAUAGUUCUAUGGCUUUUUAGCUUCCAACUGUUUGGCAAAUAUGAAAAAAGGGGAUGAAGUUUCUCCAUCGUCUUCUUAAAUUAAAACCUCUCAAUGUUAAGGGGUAAUAUGAAUUUGGUUUGCCUAUAAUUUUAUUGAUUAUAUAUAAUAAUAAUUUUUUUUGGUUGUGGAUGGGAUACAAUUUUGAGGAUGAUCCUAUUGCUUCUUAUAAUAUAUACAUAUAUAUAUGGGUUAUUGUGUUUGUGAGUCUA
Messenger RNA from Cucumis sativus (cucumber), 686 nucleotides. RefSeq lists its product as uncharacterized. The coding region runs from base 80 to 439 and encodes 119 amino acids. NCBI's taxonomy places the organism in Eukaryota, Viridiplantae, Streptophyta, Magnoliopsida, Cucurbitales, Cucurbitaceae. The transcript is spliced from 3 exons. The record is from RefSeq and is a predicted model, not a curated record.